AAGCCAACAUGAACGCCAACACGCAGGUCCUCGAGCUGGACGUAGAAGGCAGGCAGGUGGACGAGGCAGUUUUAAGCCUCUUCCACACACUAUUAUUUCAUCGAUCAACGGGCAAAUUCCACUAUAAGAAUGAUGACACAUACGCCGUUGGAACCAUAGGCUUCCAAGAUGUGGACUGCGAUUUUAUUGAUUUCACCUAUGUACGUUGUUCAUCUGAGGAGCUAGACAGAAGUAUCAAGCGAGAAGUGAGUGGCUUCUGCGAAGCUAUAAGGGCACCUGAUGCGCCGUCAAGUGGACAGGUUGCUCUGGAAUUUUAUCAACGAAAACGAGGCAGAUGGCCUUUUGCAACAGAAAGCAUUCCGUGGGAAGUUUGGACGCUUAGAAUCAAUGUAGUUUCUCUCAACAAUGAACAUG
Penaeus monodon (black tiger shrimp) is the source of this 414-nucleotide messenger RNA. It is a transcript of the gene Atg101, whose product is annotated as autophagy-related protein 101-like. Lineage: Eukaryota; Metazoa; Arthropoda; Malacostraca; Decapoda; Penaeidae. The record is from RefSeq and is a predicted model, not a curated record. Gene Ontology annotation, cellular component: phagophore assembly site. Gene Ontology annotation, biological process: autophagy; autophagosome assembly.